Molecule: messenger RNA, 918 nt
Organism: Brassica napus (rape)
Lineage: Eukaryota; Viridiplantae; Streptophyta; Magnoliopsida; Brassicales; Brassicaceae
Exons: 7
Coding region: 1-918 (305 amino acids)
Biological process (GO): pyruvate decarboxylation to acetyl-CoA
Cellular component (GO): chloroplast thylakoid; pyruvate dehydrogenase complex; chloroplast envelope
Molecular function (GO): dihydrolipoyllysine-residue acetyltransferase activity
Source: RefSeq, a predicted model, not a curated record
AUGCAUAGUCCUGAGAGAUUCUCAACCGCCACUCAGGUGAGACGGCUCCGGUGGGAGCCACGAUCGGUUUGCUGGCGGAGACUGAGGCUGAGAUCGAUCGAAGAACCUCAGAGCAAAGCCGCCUCGAAAUCUUCCUCUGCCUCUCCCGUUGUUGUUCCGUCUCCUCCUCCUCCGACUGCUUCGUCUCCUGCGCCGGCGAUCGCUCAGCAUGCUCCGGUGGCGACGGUGUCUGACGGUCCGAGGAAGACUGUAGCGACGCCGUAUGCUAAGAAGCUUGCAAAGCAGCAUAAAGUGGAUAUCAGAUCCGUUGCGGAAACUGGACCAUUCAGUAGGAUCACUGCUUCUGACGUGGAGGCUGCGGCUGGGAUCGCUCCCUCCGUGGCGGCACCACCGCCUCCUGUGGUGAACGCAAGCUGCAAAGCACAAAGAUGGUCCACGACUGCUACUGGUCACCAACAAGGCAACAACACUUUGGUAACAAAUAAGAUGUAUUCUCUCCAGCCUAUUCAUGUCAUGGCAGGGCAAGAAAUCAGUGGUAAACUCCAUUUGGUUGUCCAUAGGAAAAGUGUGGGGCCCAGCGCCGAUAAGGGUGGAAUCCUUCACACAUCAUCGUGCAAAUUCAACUUGAAGGAACCCUAUUAUAGAAUGUCUCAGCCCUCUUGCACAAGAACCACCAGCACAACCGUAAAGGUUAAGUUAGCGUCUACGCUCGAUCACAUUGGUAAUGUGGCUCAGCUUUCUCCUCUUAUUGGCUUUGUACACAAGCAUGUUGUGAUUGUUGAUACUGAGCCCGAGCUAGAGAAAUCGGAAUUUUUGGCAGAACAUGAACAAGAAGCUAUCAGGCAGAGGAAAAUGCAAGAGCUGAUGGCUCAACAUGGCACUGGGAAGCAUGCAAUCAUCAGAAAUCCAGAUCAAUAG